Messenger RNA from Monoraphidium neglectum, 558 nucleotides. RefSeq lists its product as hypothetical. The transcript has a single exon. The record is from RefSeq and is a predicted model, not a curated record. Lineage: Eukaryota; Viridiplantae; Chlorophyta; Chlorophyceae; Sphaeropleales; Selenastraceae. The annotation marks the transcript as partial.
AUGGACCUGAAGCCUGAUGCAGCGGGCAGCGGCAGCGCUGCGGGCGCGAAUGACGGCCACCAGCCCAGCGCGAGCGCAAGCAAGCGGCCGCGCCUCGACGCCGGCAGCGGCAGUGCCAGCGGCGGCAGCAGCGAGCAGCCGCCCCCCGAUACCCCGCAGCAGGGCCCAUCGGCACCCGCAGCAGCCGAGGCACGCCCGGCAGCACACCACGCGGCGGCGUCGCCAGCAGUUGAGGACGAGGAGGCCGUGAGCAGCGGAGGAGAGGAUGACUCAGAAGCGGAGGAGGAGGAGUGGGAUCAAGGUGAAGAUGAGGAGAGCGCCGGCUGCAGCAGCGACAGCGGCGACUGGAUGGAGGGAGCCGCCGCGCCCUGCCGCCGCGGCGGCCGAGGCGGCGGCAGCGGCGGCGGCGGUGGAGGCGGCAGCGGCGACAGCGAAGGACGCAGGCCAGGCGGCCGUGGUGGCGAGGGUGGUGGUGGCGACGGCGGCGGCGCUGGCAGCGGCGGCGGCGGCGGCGGCGGCGGUGCUGGCAGCUCGGCUGGCUGCAGCUUCUUCCCUACG